This is a messenger RNA of Drosophila navojoa, 1917 nucleotides long. RefSeq names its product translocating chain-associated membrane protein 1 (gene TRAM). Gene Ontology annotation, cellular component: endoplasmic reticulum membrane. Gene Ontology annotation, biological process: protein insertion into ER membrane; SRP-dependent cotranslational protein targeting to membrane, translocation. The record is from RefSeq and is a predicted model, not a curated record. Lineage: Eukaryota; Metazoa; Arthropoda; Insecta; Diptera; Drosophilidae.
UACACGAAGCAGACGAACAUCAAAACGGACAUCGUGGCCAAACAUCGUGACACUAACGAUUGGGCGCCUCAACAUAAUAUUGUGGCGCUCUGGGCGUGUGGAAGCGAGAGCGCUUAACUGUAACCGGCAAGGCGAAGACACAGUGCAGUGUGUGCGGAAGCGAGCAGGCAAUAAACAACAACGUGAACAAGUGGUAGUGAACCAGCAGUGGCAACAGCAACAAAAACCAACAACAACACGACCAUAUACUAUUGCCCGUUGGAGCCGAGAGUCGUUUGCGUGGCAGUUUUUUGUUGUUGUUGUUGUUGUUGUUGCUGUUGUUAGUGCCAGUGUUAGUGUUGUAGCUGUUGUCGCUACCGCUGGCAGUGUUUUGUUGUACUGCUACGGCUCUGGUGUAUGUCUGCGCGCUGUUGUUGUUGCUCGGCUCUGUUUUGCCAGUAGGCCGCCUUGGCAUUCACAUAGUGAUUGCGGUGAAACGUAGCAACACAUUCAUUCAGUCAGUCAGUUAGUCAGUCAGUCACUCACUCACAGGUGAGGCAGCAGAGAAACUAAAAGCCAGAGGUAGGCAGGCAGCAGAGGCGGCUGGACCAAAGGCACACUAGAUGCAAAAAAAAAAUCCAAAUAAAGAAUAUACCGUUUGACAAGAAUAACAAAUAUAAUAACAAGUGGAAGCGAAAGUAAUAUACACAACUGAAAUACAUACGUCGACGUCAGCAAAUUGUAACACAAAUUCCAAUCCUAGCAACACGCCUGAAAGGAAGUAACAAACAUUAAUUAUGGCCAUCAAACCAGGUCUGGGACGCAAGACGAGCAACAAGAAUCCACCGAUAUUCAGCCAUGAGUUCGUCAUACAAAACCACGCGGACAUCAUCUCCUGUGUGGCAAUGGUGUUUGUGGUUGGGCUAAUGAACGAAUCGACGGCAUCGUUUGCCAGUGCCUUCAUAUCGCUGCAUCACAACGUGAGCGGCGAGGAGCCGACCAGGGAACAGCCUUAUGGCAAGCCGUAUACAUAUGUGGCCGGCAUCAAGGACUACUGUGCUAUAUUCUUCUACACGCUCACUUGCAUCAUCAUGCACGCCAUCAUCCAGGAGUUUGUGCUGGACAAGAUUAGCAAGAAGCUGCAUCUGUCCAAAUUCAAGUUGGCUCGCUUCAACGAAUCCGGCCAACUGGUCGCAUUCUAUCUGCUCUCAUUCAUUUGGGGCACGCAUGUGGCGCUGCGCGAAGGCUACCUCGGCCAGGUGGCUCUGCUCUGGGAGGGCUAUCCAGCGCAUCCGAUGAGCUUUCUGCACAAGUUCUACUUCAUCAUUCAGCUGUCGUACUAUCUGCAUAUGCUGCCCGAGCUCUACUUCCAGAAGGUGCGCGCCAAGGAGGAGCAACAGCCCAAGAUCAUACAUUCCAUUAGCGGCUUCACACUCAUCGUGCUGGCCUACACGCUCAGCUUCCAGCGCUUGGCUCUCGUUUUGCUCACGCUCCACUACUUCAGCGAGCUGCUCGCCCACAUCUUCCAGCUGAUCGGUGUCUUCGAUCGCGAGGAGCGUCUGGCCCGUGUGGGCAUCGUGAACAACGUGUGCUUCGUCCUGGUGCGUUUCGCCACCUCCGUGAUUGGCGUGCUCACACUCUACUAUGGCAUUUGCGUGUCCGGCGGCAGCUAUAAUCUCCGUGCGGUCAUUGCACUGAUCGGCCUGAUCGCCGUGCAGGGCUAUCUGGUGUUCUCAUUCAUCACCGAGCAGCUGCGCGCCAAGCGUGAGGCGAAGCGUGAGGCCAAGCUGCUGGCGGCACAGACCAAGAAGGCGAAGGCCCCCAACAAGGACAAAUCGAAGCGCAAGAAGGAGAGCGAUCUGCCCGAGGCGGAUCAGGUGUCGUCCAGUCCGGCCAAGCAGAAGCUCAAAUGAAGCAGCUCAGCUGCAACUGCAGCAA